Eublepharis macularius is the source of this 1700-nucleotide messenger RNA. Its product is annotated as beta-1,4-galactosyltransferase galt-1-like. The record is from RefSeq and is a predicted model, not a curated record. NCBI's taxonomy places the organism in Eukaryota, Metazoa, Chordata, Lepidosauria, Squamata, Eublepharidae. Bases 147 to 1436 code for a protein of 429 amino acids. The transcript is spliced from 2 exons.
UCAACAACACCAGAGACUGAAGGGCAGUGCCUGCUUUGUCAUUUUCUUGUUACGACAAAGUUUGAUGUUGCCUCAAAAGGGAGACUGAGACAAAUCCUGGCCUGAGCAAAAGAUCAAUCAAGAGCUGCUUCCAUUGGUAGUAUGAAAUGGUUCACCACAGGAAAAAAUUUUACCUGGUGGCCACUAUUUCCCUUGCCAUCAUUGUAAUAAUGAUCUCCUAUAUCGAGAGAAGAAUUCUUCCUUUCAUUCCAUUGGUGAAGAAGAACCUUUGCCAAGGGAUUCCAGCUGAUAACACCAUCACACCAUUAAAAGAUAACAGAACUUUUAUAAUCGCUCCAUACUUUGACAACAGAAAGAACAAAAUGACACGAGUGAUUGCAAUAGUCCACCACAAAGAUGUCAAGGAACUUUAUUGCUGGUUCUGCCACCCAUCCAAUGACAAAAUACACAUUUCCAAGGCUGAAAUAGAUGUCCAUUCUGAUAGAUUUGACUUCCCAUAUGGUGCCACAGACUUGCACUGUCCAGAACCGGAAGACUGGGAACCACACUAUGUGUCAAUACAUUGGUCUCCUAAUGGGAGUAUCAAUCAUCUGCCACUUUUUGAAAUAAAAAACCGUGAACCUGAAGGUUCUCCAGUGGAAUUCACAGUCUGCAUCUCCACCAUGUUUGGAGAGUACAACAACAUCCUGCAGUUUGUGCAGAGCAUGGAGAUGUAUAGAAUCCUCGGGGUGGGCAGAGUGGUGAUCUACAAGAACAGCUGCAGCCCACUGAUGGAAAAAGUGCUGGAUUUUUAUAUUGCAGAAGGAGUUGUUGAGAUCAUCCCCUGGCCCAUUGAUUCAUACCUCAAGGCCGCUUCUCGUUGGCGUUACUCAAAGGAUCCCAAAGACAUUGGCUACUAUGGCCAAAUCACAGCCUUAAAUGACUGCAUCUAUCGCAACAUGUACAAGAGCAGAUAUUUAAUGCUAAAUGAUAUGGAUGAAAUUAUUCUACCAAUAAAAUAUGCAAAUUGGAAAACCAUGAUGCAGAACCUUCAGGAACAACAUCCUGGCGCUGCCGUUUUCCUCUUUGAGAACCACAUUUUCCCUAAAACUGUAUUCACUCUUAAUGAUCCAUUCAACUUUUCCUUUUGGAGAGUGACACCUGGAGUUAACAUUCUGCAGCACAUCUUCCGGGAACCUGAUCGGAAGCAUUUGGUCAAUCCUUGGAAAAUGAUUGUUAAUCCAAGGAAAGUGGUCCAGACAUCUGUCCAUUCUGUUCUCCAGGCCGAUGGAGACAGAGUUCAUGUUCCAAUGGAUGUUGCCUUUGUCUAUCAUUGUCGCACUCCCCUACAACCAAAGCUAUCUAGAGAAUCCCUCAUUAAGGACACAACACUCUGGAGAUACAAUGUCACACUAAUUAGGAAUGUCAGCAAAGUUCUACAACAGAUAGGAUUGUAAGCAAGAACGAACAGCUGAGAAAGAUCUGAUGUUUGUGACCAUUGCUGGACAAUUCUGUCACUUGCAAAAAAGAGGGGGGGGACAGAGUCCCUCACGGGAGAAAAAUGCACUUGACACUGUGCAGGCUAUUAGUCAAUUUAAAGUGCAAAAGUGCUAAUACAUUUUAUAUUACGAAUCUCAUGUACAAUAUACAGUAUCCCAAUACAAAAAGUACAAAAUUCUUCUUGUGUGCAUUUGCUACAACCUUGACAUAAUUCCGGAGGA